AUGUCUCUCUUACUUUACUAAUGGGUGUUCAUAGAUAUGGAUAUGAUGAAGGAGAAGUUUGCCAAGCUGCUACUCGGCGAGGACAUGUCCGGUAGGGGGAAAGGAGUUUCAUCCGCGUUGGCAUUGUCGAAUGCAAUCACAAACUUAGCAGCUUCUGCAUAUGGAGAAAUGAAGAAAUUGGAGCCAAUGGCGCCGGAUACAAAAGUGAAGUGGAAGAAGGAGAUAGACUGGCUACUCUCCGUCACAGAUUCCAUCGUUGAAUUCGUUGCUGUCAAACAAAAGAACAAGGAUGGAACCACCUUUGAUGUGAUGGCAACGAGGCAGAGGAACGACCUUCAGGCGAACAUUCCGGCGCUGCGGAAGCUCGACACGAUGCUUCUUGAUUGUCUGGACAAUUUCAAGGAGCCACACGAGUUCUACUACGGAUCAAAGGACGACGACAAGGGCGAAAAGGUCCAACGAAGCGACGACAAAUGGUGGAUCCCCGUGCCUAAGGUGCCGCCCAACGGGCUGUCGGAUGCCAACAGAAAAUGGCUGCAGUAUCAGAAGGACUCAGUGAAUCAAGUCCUCAAAGCAGCCAUGGCCAUCAAUGCUCAAGUCCUCACCGAAAUGGAAAUCCCAGAUGCCUACAUUGAUGCUCUCCCUAAGAAUGGGAGAGUGAGUCUUGGAGACUCAAUCUACAAGAUGAUCCAAGAGGACUUCUUCGAUCCGGACAACUUGCUGUCGUCGUUGGACUUAACGUCUGAGCACAAGAUCGUCGAGCUCAAGAACAAGAUCGAGGCGUCUGUCGUGAUAUGGAAGAGGAAGAUGAAUGCUAAAGACAACAAGGCCCCGUGGGGAUCUGCUGUGAGCGUGGAGAAGAGGGAGCUUCUCGAAGAUAGAGCCGAAACCGUUCUACUCAUCCUCAAGCAUCGCUUCCCCGGCACCCCUCAAUCCGAUCUCGACAUCAGCAAAAUCGAGUCCAACAGAGAUGUGGGGUAUGCGAUUCUUGAGAGCUACUCGAGGAUCUUGGAGACGUUGGCGUUCACCGUAUUGUCUAGAAUCGAGGAUGUGAUGAGCGCGGACGCUCAGGCGAAGGGCUCGGCCAAUAUUGAGAAGACGAAGUCCAUAAAGGAGGACAUGGAGUCUGUUCCGAAGACGCUGGUGGAUGGUGCGGAGACGAACACGGAGCAGCAGGGCGAGGCGGACGGGAAGAAAGCCAACGACGAGAAUGCAGAGGCGAAGAAAUAGUAACUCAACAUU
This is a messenger RNA of Salvia splendens (bonfire salvia), 1242 nucleotides long. Its product is annotated as rop guanine nucleotide exchange factor 12. The record is from RefSeq and is a predicted model, not a curated record. NCBI's taxonomy places the organism in Eukaryota, Viridiplantae, Streptophyta, Magnoliopsida, Lamiales, Lamiaceae. The coding region runs from base 37 to 1230 and encodes 397 amino acids. The transcript has 6 exons. Gene Ontology annotation, molecular function: guanyl-nucleotide exchange factor activity.